CAGGGAAAUCAAGCUUUUAAGAGCGGGGACUACCCUGCAGCUAUUGGACAUUAUACAACAGCCAUUCUCGCAGACGCCAACGACCCAACGUUCCCACUAAACAGAGCUGCUGCCUAUCUGAAGCUGGGCAAGUUUAAAGAUGCAGAACGGGAUUGUAAUACGGUCAUCAAGUCAAGCCCUAAGAACCCCAAGGCGUACUAUCGGCGUGGUCAAGCUCGACGCGGUCUGGAGAGAUUAGACGAUGCGUUGGCAGGUAAGUCCAUUUCCCCUGGAUGGGCAACACAUAGCCCAGCACCAACUCGGCCACCUAUGACAUUAUUACAAUUCACGAGAUCUUGGGAAAACAACAAAGAAGAUCGUCAGCGGUGGGAAACACUCAAGACCGUACCACCUUCGGCAAUCCCACAGCUAUUCAAGACUUCGUUGGAACCCGCUUUCCUGGUGUCUAUCCUACAAAUGUUCCUGUCUGUUGCUGGAUCUGCUUCGGAAGAGGAGCUCAUGGAGAUACGCGAGUACAUGAUUGCUCUUUCGAGAGCUCAACGGUUUAGCACGGUAAUGUUGUUAUUGAAUAAGGAGGAGAAACAGCUGGUGAAGAAAGUUUGGGAUAGCCUAGGAAAUGUUAAGGAUAAGGGUCACUGGAGUGUCGGUUGA
This is a messenger RNA of Coniophora puteana RWD-64-598 SS2, 651 nucleotides long. Its product is annotated as TPR-like protein. Gene Ontology annotation, molecular function: protein binding. Lineage: Eukaryota; Fungi; Basidiomycota; Agaricomycetes; Boletales; Coniophoraceae. The transcript has 4 exons. The annotation marks the transcript as partial. The record is from RefSeq and is a predicted model, not a curated record.